Molecule: messenger RNA, 1764 nt
Organism: Funneliformis geosporum
Lineage: Eukaryota; Fungi; Glomeromycota; Glomeromycetes; Glomerales; Glomeraceae
Source: the annotation of a GenBank genome assembly
UCUGCUAAUCAAUUUUUAGCCUAUUACCACGUACACCCGAUUGAUAAAUGGAGCUUUAAUCGCGUAGAAGAAUACUAUCGUACAAAAACAGGGCUGAAGGAAAAGAAGAAGUUACUGGACAGCAUUAAAAAAGAUCUUCAAAAAGUUAGGAAUAAAUCCGAAUUUGACGCGGAACGUAGAAGUAAAGCUGAAGAAAUUAUCAAUAAUUGGAAGCUUCUAACAGUGAUGAACUCUUCGUUCGACACUAAGUGCAAGCUGGGACUCUUGGUCUCCAGUGAUGAACUCUUUCGCAAGCUAGGACUCUUGGUCUCUAGUCAUGAACUCUUUGAAUGGUCCGGACAAACAACGAAAGGCUCUAUGAUGUCGGUCAAAAAUUUAAAGCACCCACAUAUUAACCAUGAUGAUAUCGACAUCAAAAGUGGUGCAACCCAGCUUAAUCGCGAUCAUAUUAUGGGAGACAAUUCCACUGAGGCUGAUAGGAUAUCGAAAAAAAGAAAGCAAGCCGAAGAUGCAGAAAUAGGCCCAAUAACUACGCCAAAUAACCAUGACAAAGCACCCACAGAUAUUAACCAUGAUGAUAUCGACUAUGAUGAUAUUGACAAUGAGGAUUACGAGGUUGAUGAAAGUUUGGAUCCUAUUAACAAAUCAGAAUUAGGUUCCAAGUUUCUAACUGUGCAAAAGUAUCCUGACGAAUCGAGUCCACCUGAUUUCUGGAAAUUGCCUUCUGGUUGUAAUAUACAAGAAGUUAUACGCAGAACAACUUAUUUACAUAAAUCUCAUCCCUCACAUUUAAACAUAAUACGUGUUGGUACAAAUGUGCAAAAACCCGAAUUCAUCCAACUGGAUGACUGGAAUUAUUUCCAAUCAAGUGUUGAAUAUUCUAAUGUUAACUUAUCAAACGGUGUUGAAGUUCUAAUUAAUUCACUGUUACGUACCGAUACACUCUCUGAUUACCAACAAUGUCUACAUGAUGCGCAAUUUGAUUAUAAUAACAAACAAAUGGUCUUUGUGAUUAAUGCUCUUAAAUGGUUUCUCUAUAAAGGUGAAGCCAUUCUUGGAUCGCUGAUGGUCCAUCCCAUAUUGCAAUACCUUGUUAACGCAACAAAUGGUCAACCCUAUUAUGUUCCUGGUGAGAUCUGUAUUAAAGCAAGUGCGAGUCAGCGUUUUAUAAGACGUGACUUAAAACCAACUGACGACAAGCCAUUGGGUAUGAAAGUCGAUGGAAUGUUUUGUUCUCCCGGUGAGCAAGGAUACGAAAUAGGCAUGGUUGAAUUGUCAGGUGGCUAUUUAACAUUUGAUAUGCCACGUUACUUAAAAGAUCAUAUCAAAGGAUUCUGUGGUUGCCGUGACCUUCUCAAUGAAAUUUUUCUCAAGUAUAGUCUAGGUGAUUUUAAAAUCAUGCGACAUCUACGUGUCUGGUUUCUGCAUUGUCAUGGUUUAAAUGUUCAGGUAUGGGGCAUGGAUUUGCCUGUUUUUGGAGUAUAUAGAAUGUUUCUUGUUGACACUUUCGAAUUUCCAAUCAGUUGGGAUGAACAUUAUAAACUUGUACCGGCACUGAAAAUUUUAUGGAAUCUGGGAAUUGGUUUAGACAAUACAUUUGAAGUCCUUGAAAAACUUAAAAAGUCUCACCGCAAAAACGUAACAAUCGAUAAGCAAUCUUCCACACUUAAAAAUAUUAUAAGAAAUAUGGAAAAUUCACCAAGGAAACCUACUGGAAAAGGGUCGCGUAUCGUAAAUCCGAUCUUUCGCGAGUCAAACCACUAG